This is a messenger RNA of Ilex paraguariensis (yerba mate), 208 nucleotides long. The record is from the annotation of a GenBank genome assembly. Lineage: Eukaryota; Viridiplantae; Streptophyta; Magnoliopsida; Aquifoliales; Aquifoliaceae.
AUGUCUUCGGCUAAGUUAAUCAAGCCUUUGUUAUGUCUACUAUGUGUUUUGUUGCUACGCAUUGAAGCUUCAGUGCAUAACUACGCUGCAGAGAGAUUCUUGAGUAAGGGCAAUGCUUUCGUAAUCCACGGAGGAAGUGAGGAAAUUACUCCUCUGUCCCCAAUCAAAACCGAACUUCCAUCUCUUCAAAUGGCGAUGCUUUCAUACG